Messenger RNA from Purpureocillium lilacinum, 435 nucleotides. The record is from RefSeq and is a predicted model, not a curated record. Lineage: Eukaryota; Fungi; Ascomycota; Sordariomycetes; Hypocreales; Ophiocordycipitaceae.
AUGGGGGCAACAGGACGGCUGCAGAAGACCGGCACCCUUCACCGGCACCCUUCCAAGGUUCUUCGCCACAGUGCCGCGAGACUGGCAGGACAUGGUCGAAGCGCAUACCUUCUCGCGAAUCAAGCUUACGACAGAGCGCGUUGCCAAAUUCGGGUCGAUGACUCGGCGGGACCGGGCCAAUAUCCUGUACCAGGCCAUGGGCGACGCGCAACAGAGCCCUCUUCGCUUCGACAUCAUGCCCACGAUCUGUCUGCGGCCCUCAGCGAGUGGGAGCCGAAGGGCAACCUGGUGCUCGACUACGGUGCACGUCCACUCGCCCAGUCGCAGCGUGCUGCUCAACCAACAUCGUUUGGGGGGGAGGCCGCAUGGCGUCUGGCGGAGAUGCCUGGUGUCUGGCAGUCGACAUGUCAAGGAGGAAGAAAAGGGGAGAUGUAA